Molecule: messenger RNA, 1229 nt
Organism: Culicoides brevitarsis
Lineage: Eukaryota; Metazoa; Arthropoda; Insecta; Diptera; Ceratopogonidae
Gene: Max
Product: protein max
Exons: 4
Coding region: 124-678 (184 amino acids)
Biological process (GO): positive regulation of transcription by RNA polymerase II
Cellular component (GO): RNA polymerase II transcription regulator complex
Molecular function (GO): protein dimerization activity; DNA-binding transcription factor activity
Source: RefSeq, a predicted model, not a curated record
CACGCAUGCGUCAUUCUUUGUCUCACUCAUACAAAUCCAUCAAGUAUCACGAAACUCAACAAACAAAAAUUUGGAAAAAAGUCCCAAUUUCUCGCGUAAAUCCGUGCAAAAAGAGUCUUUUGAAUGCGCUUCACAGGUGAAAAUCCAUCAGCAAAAGCUAACCAAUUUAGCAACAUGAGCCACGAAGACGACGUAGACUUGAGUGAUGAUGGCGAUGACUCCGAUUCUCAGAGCAAAAAUGGAUCAAGACAGGCAGGAGGUCAAUAUUUUUCACAGGCUGAGAAACGAGCACAUCACAAUGCGCUCGAACGCAAACGACGCGACCACAUAAAAGACAGUUUCACAUCUCUGCGGGACUCGGUACCUUCGUUGCAAGGCGAAAAGGCAAGUCGUGCACAAAUCCUGAAAAAGGCAGCGGAAUACAUCCAGUUUAUGCGACGCAAGAAUAGUUCCCACCAACAAGACAUCGACGAUCUGAAACGACAGAAUUCGAUGCUCGAAACGCAAAUUCGCACCCUUGAACGUGCACGAACAACGGGCAAUUUCGAUGCAGCUGAACUCGGUUUGGCUGCCGUCAAAUCGGAAAGUGAAUCUUCCGAAGAGGGCGAUGAAGCAGCGGGCGUUGCCGGCGCCGCGCGACGCAGUAAAAAACUCAAACCAAAUACGUAUGUUGGAUAAAUUUUGCGCUAACUUUAUGCAAUAAGGUCGCUCGCUUAAUAAAAAAAAAAAUGAACACAAAAAAGAGCGACAUGGACAGUUUAAUUUUUUUUUAUAAGUAAAUUUCUUAAGUAAGAGGAACAAAUCAUCAAAAAAACGCGAGAAAACGAGCAAAAACGAGAAAAAAAAUAUUUUUUCAAAGAUAUUGCAUUUUAGGUUGUACUUUUUUUUCAUUAAUUAAUCAUUAAAGUAAAAAAUAGGAUAGUUCAAAGCAAAAAUAGUCCUUGAAUGUCUUUCUAAUAAAUAAACAUAAAAAAACACAAAACUCUAAAAAUAGGAAAAUUAUUAAGAAGAUGUCUCAAUUAUUUGUAACUACUUACAAACAUUUGUUUCUUUUUUUUUACCGAAAUUGAAGUUUUUCGUUUUAACACUUUGAAAUUUUUGUUUAGACAUGAAUUCUCUCAUCAUUACUUUUUCAAAGCGCUAAUUAGUGUUAACGUUUUACAUUAUUAAGUUCUAUUAUAAUUUUUUUUUUCAAGUUUUUACAUUGGUAUAAAAUUUGUAUGAUUAAU